Messenger RNA from Rosa chinensis, 1080 nucleotides. Its product is annotated as protein FAR1-RELATED SEQUENCE 5-like. NCBI's taxonomy places the organism in Eukaryota, Viridiplantae, Streptophyta, Magnoliopsida, Rosales, Rosaceae. The coding region runs from base 1 to 1080 and encodes 359 amino acids. The transcript has 2 exons. Gene Ontology annotation, biological process: regulation of DNA-templated transcription. Gene Ontology annotation, molecular function: zinc ion binding. The record is from RefSeq and is a predicted model, not a curated record.
AUGCAUAGCACCCAAUUAAGUGAGAGUUUCAAUGCUAGCCUAAAACCAUAUGUUAAGUCAGAUUAUGAUGUGGUUCAAUUUUUCAAGCACAUUGACAGAUUGCUCAAUGAUAAGCGGUAUAAAGAGUUAGAGGCAGAGUAUGCUUUGUGCUACAAGUUACCUACUAUUGGGAUAUUUUCUUCAAUGGUGAUCAAGGCUAGAAAUAUUUACACUAAAGCAGUAUUUGAAGAAUUCCAAAUUCAGUAUGAGAAGGCUCUUGACUACAACUUAGUCGGAUGUAUUCAAGAUGGUGAUGACAUUGUGUAUAAAGUUGCCUUUAAUGGCCAUCCAAAGCAGAGAUGUGUUAGGGUGAAGAAAGACCAUUCAGUAUCUUGUAAUUGUAGGUUGUUUGAGAUUAAAGGUAUUUUAUGCCGCCAUGCAAUAAAAAUCCUUACUAACUACAUGAAUGUCAAAGAAAUUCCUGAUCAAUAUAUUUUAAAAAGGUGGACAAGAAAAACGAGAUCUAAAAGAGUGAAAGACAUGUAUGGCCAAGACAUCCAAGUAGAUACCAACCUACAACAAACAUCUUGGUACAAGUCUCUAAGUUCCAUAUCCACCAAGAUUUCAUCUCAGGCCGCUGAGAAAGAAGAGACAUAUCAGUUUGCUAUUCAUCAUUUGGGGGAACUAAGCAAAGCUAUUGAAGACAUGUUAUGUUCAAAAAUGGAUACAUUACAACUUGGUAAGGAUGACCAGAUUACACCUUCCUCCACUAUGAUUGAGGGUAUUAAUAUGGCCAAAAGUAACUCGGAUAAGGCAAAAGUUGUUCAAGCCAAAGGAUUCAAGAAAAGGGAGAGUGCUCGAGGAAGAAAAAGAAGAAUUAUAAGUGAUUUUGAAAAAAGUUUGGCCAAGAAUCGAAAAGGGAGUCCUCUUGAGAAAGAAAAGUCAUCUAGUUCUGAUUCAACCAAGUCUGGUAAUUGUGGUGCGCCAAUUCUAAUGUUAUGGAUACCAUUUCAAGAAUCUCAAAGUUUUAGUUACCAAGCAUUACUUAACUUUCAAGAUUUUCCAGAUGAUGGGAUAGACUCAUUUUGUGGUGAUGAAUGA